This is a messenger RNA of Vanessa atalanta (red admiral), 1273 nucleotides long. Its product is annotated as pancreatic lipase-related protein 2-like. Bases 148 to 1227 code for a protein of 359 amino acids. Gene Ontology annotation, molecular function: lipase activity. Lineage: Eukaryota; Metazoa; Arthropoda; Insecta; Lepidoptera; Nymphalidae. The record is from RefSeq and is a predicted model, not a curated record. The transcript has 4 exons.
CAUACGUGCCUUGAUUUUGAAAAAUGUCCACGAACGUUGCCCUCACUGUAUUGGGAUAUUGGAAGAAAUUAAGCUUCAUUCAAUGCUUAUUUCGUCGUAUAAAUUGUCUGAAUAUUUAUUGUAACAUUAAAGUAAUAACUCAAAAAAAUGUCUGUGCGAGUGCUCGUUUUAUGCGUCCUUGUGUUUUUAUUAUUUUCCGUGGAAUGUGGGGAUCCUAGGAGCGAAGAAGGUUACCCGAGGGGAUUUAUGGCAGUAUGUCCAGGGUCCACGAAACCGGCCUCGAUUCCCAGGAGUCAGCUGAAGUACCUCUUCUUCGUGGUCCAGGGUAAGGGGCGGUCGAGGAAAUCCUAUAAUUAUUGGGACGCGAAAAACAUCGCUACAGAUCCAAGGAUAGACUUUCGUAGAAAAACCAUGGUAGUAGCAAUCGGAUACUUGGACAGUACAAGUUUUCCGAUAUCCGGAAUGUUCGCUAAUGAGUACGAAGCUAAGGGGUACAAUGUGAUCCUAAUUGACAACCAGCGCUUCGCCACGGUUCACUACUAUUUAGCUUCACGCCUAAUGCGUCCUGUCGGCAAACACGUCGCUGAGGUAUUAGUGGAAUUAACUCGAGCCGGAUUAGACCCAACCACCACCGAGCUCCUAGGCUUUAGCCUCGGCGGUCAAACAGCCAGCUACAUAGCGAAAAACUACCAACAAAUGACAGGAAAGAAUAUAUCAAGGAUAACAGCUUUGGAGCCGUCUGGACCUUGUUUCAGGACUCUUUCCUCUCAAGAACGUCUAGACGCAUCGAAUGCGGACUUCGUUCAAGUUGUACACACGAAUAUCGAUGGAUACGGAAUGAGUGCUAGGAUGGGGCAUGUUGAUUUCUAUGUAAAUGGGGGGGAAUUUCAACCGACAGACUUGAACGUUUAUCCUUGUACUACGACAUGUAGCCAUUUUAGGGUAUUAAGUCUUUGGGUAUCAGCUAUGAGGAAUCCGAAGAAAUUUAUAGGUAUUAAAUGUAAUAGUAUUCAAGAAGCGAGAGACUCCGCGUGCUACAACAUAGUUCCUUUAUCGACAAACGUCAUGGGCGAAAACGUCAAUGUCACAAAUCAAGGUAUAUUUUAUCUGUCAACGGGCAAAGUUUUUCCUUAUUAUCUAGGAAAUAAUGGCUUAAAGUCAGAGUACGAUUCGUGGAGAAAAAUUAGUAAUAUCAACGAUGGUAAUGAAACUGAAGUAUACACGUAGCUAUUAAAAGUAUUUUUUUAAGACAAAUAACUUUAUGAAAAGGAUU